This is a messenger RNA of Aspergillus melleus, 867 nucleotides long. RefSeq lists its product as uncharacterized. The coding region runs from base 1 to 867 and encodes 288 amino acids. The record is from RefSeq and is a predicted model, not a curated record. NCBI's taxonomy places the organism in Eukaryota, Fungi, Ascomycota, Eurotiomycetes, Eurotiales, Aspergillaceae. The transcript is spliced from 2 exons.
AUGACAACCCCAACUUUGAUCAAUCUGCCUCCUCCGCCAUCUGAUCCGGUGACUCCCUCGGACAUGGGCCCAGGGACCCCGAAUUCCGGAACAACCUCCCUCUCCGCUCUGUCCACCACCGCGAUCAAGGAUGGUCAUCAAGGCCAGCCUCUCCCUCACGGUCGUCAUGCGCACCAUUCACCUUCCACGUCGAUGACUUCCACCACCACUCUGGAAGCAGAGCGCGCCGAUCGAAUUUCUCGCCUGGCGGGGCUAGAACGGGUGGCCACUGCUCGGGCGGGAGGUGCCGCUGCUACUUCCCAACCGACGACUAUGCCGCCAACUUCGCAAGCCCCAGGCUACUUUGAUAGCAGUAUGGGACUGAAGGAGAGAAGCACAGUGGGUAGCGCUAGCGCCACGGGCAGUGUGGGAGCUCGCACGACCUGGGCCAGUAGCAGCGAUGCGCCCGAUGUCGAUAAGAUGAGCGAAGAUCCCGACGACGGCACUUCCAGCGUAGGCAAUAUCAGCGAAGGGGAUGCCAGUCUGGUCGGGUUUGGAGAAGGUGCCAGCACCAUCAGUGGCCCGAUCUCGCAUUCGGGACUAAACCGCACUGUCUCUGGAGGCCGACCCAACUCCUUGGGUAGUCCCACGGGUCGAUCAAACCCUAUUGCGUCGCUCCCUCAUCUGUCGAGCGAUAGCGCUAGGGUAUAUUCUGCGAUGUCACCUUCGGGAUCGAUCAACCCCGAGCCGGCACAAGAUGCUCGGAUGGUUGACGGCAUGACCUAUGACCCGGACGUGGUCGAUACAACGGUGAGAACUCCACGACUGGCGACGCCGUCGGAUCCAGAUGUGCCUGGCAAUUUGAUUAGCGAGCAACGUUUGGGUUGA